Molecule: messenger RNA, 2500 nt
Organism: Amaranthus tricolor (Joseph's coat)
Lineage: Eukaryota; Viridiplantae; Streptophyta; Magnoliopsida; Caryophyllales; Amaranthaceae
Product: putative pentatricopeptide repeat-containing protein At1g02420
Exons: 1
Coding region: 190-1725 (511 amino acids)
Molecular function (GO): protein binding
Source: RefSeq, a predicted model, not a curated record
AAUACUAUAUUUGAAUUUGCUAUUUGUCGAGACUCGAGACGAUUUAAAAUUAAGUUGCAAUCACCGUGUAGCUGCCGCCGUUCUAUACAGUUUUGAGCUUUGACACUCAACAAUGGAGUAUCUCUCUAUACUCCAUAGUUUCUUCUUCUGAAGUUCUGAUGAUUCCAAGUUUCCCAUCAAAAGAUCAUAAUGGCUUUGAAAAUCUUCAACUAUCCCUCUCUAUUCAGGUAUGUUCCCUACACCUGUCUUACCCUUCACUUUCUACAUUCCCAACUCCAUUAUUCCUCUAAAAUUGAACCCUCUUCUUUAAACCAAGAUGUAACCAAAGUUUUUCACAUAAUCAUCAAUUCAUCAUCAUCAUCUCAUCACCUAGAAGAAUCCCUAAAAUCAACUGGGAUUUCAAUUUCAAACGAACUUGUUGAAAAAGUUCUUAAAAGGAUUCGUUUCAGCCAUUCAAACCCACUUCAAGCACUUGAAUUUUUCAACUUAAUUGGAAAAAGAAAAGAUUAUUAUCACUCCCCAUUUUCACUUGAUACCAUGCUUUACAUCCUUGGUAGAAAUAGAAAAUUUGAUAAGAUUUGGGAGGUUUUAAUUGAGAUUAAAAGGAAAGAUCGUGGGUUAAUUACUUACAGAACUUUGCAAGUUGUUUUGGGUAGAAUUGCUAAAGUUUGUUCUGUUAGACAAACUGUAGAAGGGUUUAAGAGAUUUAAGAGACUUGUAUUAGAAUUUGAUACUGAAUGUUAUAAUGCAUUAUUAAGAGUUUUGUGUCAAGAGAAAACUAUGAUUGAUGCUAGGAAUGUUUAUCAUAGUUUGAAGAAUGAAUUUCAACCUAAUUUGUAUACUUUUAAUAUUUUGUUAUCUGGGUGGAAAUCUUCUGAGGAAGCAGAAAGCUUUUUUGAGGAGAUGAAGGAGAUGGGUGUAAAGCCUGAUAUUGUUUCUUAUAAUUGUUUGAUUGAUGUUUAUUGUAAAAGUAGAGAAAUCAAGAAGGCAUACAAAGUGUUUGAUGAAAUGCAUGAACGAGAUAUUUCCCCUGAUGUGAUCAGUUAUACUAGUUUGAUUGGGGGUUUGGGUUUGAUAGGUCAGCCGGAUAAAGCGAGGGAUGUGUUGAUAGAAAUGAAGGAGUAUGGAUGUUACCCAGAUGUUCCUGCAUAUAAUGCAGCUAUUAGGAACUUUUGUAUUGCAAAGAGGCUGGGUAAUGCUUAUCAGUUGAUGGAUGAGAUGGUAGCUAAAGGGUUGAAUCCAAACCCAACUACGUAUAACUUGUUUUUAAGGGUAUUUUUUUGGUCUAAUGACUUGAAAAGUGCUUGGAGUUUGUAUCGAAGGAUGAAGGUGGCGGGUUGCUUGCCGAAUACACAGUCUUGUAUGUUUUUAGUUAGGCUGUGUAAGAGGCAAGAAAAGGUGGAGAUGGCACUUGAGCUAUGGAAUGAUAUGGUGGAGAUGGGUUUUGGUUCGUAUACUUUGGUGUCGGAUGUGUUGUUUGAUUUGCUUUGUGACUUGGGAAAGUUGGUUGAGGCUGAGACCUGUUUCGUGCAGAUGGUAGAGAAGGGCCAAAAGCCUAGUAAUGUUUCAUUUAGGCGAAUUAAGGUGCUAAUGGAAUUGGCAAACAAGCAUGAAGAGUUGACAAAAUUGUCGGAGAAGAUGGCUUUAUUUGGAACAUCACACCACAUUCGUAGGCCAAAUGAGAACUUUGAUGAUGCCACAUAUUUGCGAUCAAUUGCACGUUGAGUUUGAGGUGUGCCUCAAGAUUACCUUGAAUGAUUCAUGCCGUAUUGGCUUGUCGUUAUGAAGCUUGUGAUCCUCAUGGCAUAUAAGUAAAUUUGUGACCUUCGAUGCUUGGCUGUGUUUGAUCAUCUUGUCACGCUGGGACGAAUGAUUUUGCUGGUUCAUAGUCAAUUGUCAGUAUCCCCCAGACUCGAAUGUUGACUCUAUUGUCAGUUGUCGGUAUGAUAGUAUGAAAGAAUGGAGAGAUGAAGCAAUUCACUACCAUCUGCUGGGCUUCUGGCAUAACAUGCUGAGCAGCCAACUGGCUCACUUGGAUAGACGACACUACAGUUGAUACAUGCAAUUCAAUAUACUAUCUGCCGAGCACAAAUUAAGAAUAAAAUACAAAUGAAACUGAUUCAUAACAGUGUCUAAAAAACACCUGUUCUAAAAUGUUAGGGAUAGACAGUAUAUCUCUUACUUUUGGAGAUGAGUACAAUCCGAUGUUACCCGACUAGCUGACUCUUCAGUUUACCUCAAAUUUUUAUUGCCAAGUGAUACGUAUCCGAGUCGGAUGUGAGUAUAAGAGUCCAGAUAACAUAAGAACAAUCAAGUUUUUGUAUGAAUUGGUUGAUCUUCCAGAAGCUUUUCUUGUAUUUUUGAACUGCUUAUUGUUUGGUUGUGACUUGUGAGUGUUGGGAUUUAACAAUUACAUUUAUUAAUCUACUUGUAACUCGUAAUAUACUUUUAAAAUAUACUUUCUCCCGACUUAUAGUUAUAAAAUACAAGGAUUUUUCGA